CGUGCUGUAGUCACAUCUUUACAUAUAUUUGACCGAAACGUGUGAGGAAUCGUUGUCGAAAUUCCCUCGGAUAGUGCGGCCGUCACGUGGCUCUGUAGGUGGUCUGGUGGUCUGGAGAGGAGGAGCAGUUUGCUGUGCCACUCCUCUGGCCCUGCAUGGCUGCGAUGGCGCCCGCUCUAACCGACGCCCCAGCCGAAGCACGCCACAUCCGCCUCAAGCUGGCCGCCUCAUCCAACUUGUCACCUGCCAGCACCGAGAACAACAGCGGUGGCGCCAGCAUCCUCCUUCCCUCCUCUGUGUCUGCAUCAGCUGCUGACAUUAAGCUCCGCCCCCCUACCAGCCCUGCCUCCAGGCCUCUGCGCUUGAGCAAGUUGCAGCCACUGGUGGCCUCCUUCCUGUGUUCCGAUGUGGCGCCCAUGGCCAAGGAGGUGAAGGGCAUCCUCAUGAAGCAGCCGGUGCCAAAGGGCUGUGGCCCACUGAACGGCUCGCUGCUACAUGCUACGAGGGGUGAGGCCAGGGGCAGGGCGGGGGAACUCCUAGUUCACACAGCAUUGAGCGGGGGUCAGCUGAAAGGCCUGGUCAACGGUGCAGGAAUGGGAGCAGGGGCAGGCAGCAGUGCUAUGGUUCCCGUUAAUGGCCUGGCCAGGAAGGCUGCCGUGCCUAGCACGGCUCUGCCCGAGAAGGGCAGUGUGGCUACGGUGAACGGGGACAGCUCAAAGCCGCCAGCCAGCGGUGAGGCCCUGCUACCCCUGUCUUCGAAGUCUGGAGAUGCUUCCUCCCCAAGGGGAGAUGCCUGGCGCCUGAGGGAGUUGGUAGACCAUAACAGAGAUCCAGAAAAUAUAGGUCUCACUAAAAGCCCAGGGGUCAAGGCUGAAAUAGAGUGUGCGUCCUCUAGUGCCAGGAUGAUGGGCAGCGACUCCAACCCACCCAGUGUGCCCCAGAGCUUGGCCUCCUGCAGCACCCCCUCUGCAGACCCUCGCUGCCCCUCUUCCUCUUCGCCGAGCCUGGAGGCUCUCCUUCGUGAACGGGCCCAGCGGAGCCACCGCAGGCAGGCAGACCUGUCUGGGAGCCUGCGGCGUCUGUGCAAGCGGCUGCGAGUGGUUCAAGCCAAGCAGGUGGAGCGCCACAUCAGGCAGCAGCUCUCCGGCUUCGUGGACCACGCACUGGCCCACAGCUCCGUCCCUGGGCGGGGCUCGCGGGGCUUGGCAGACUUGCAGGUGGUACCCCUGGGUCACUUCCUGAAGGAAGGCUAUGUCUCCACCGAACUCGAGAAGCUCCAUCUGAGUGGUGUUGCCUGCUUGCGGGCGGCGGAGGCACAGUUCGAUUCAGAUGCCACAGAGAGCAGCUCAGGAGGGGAGAGCGACUUGGAAGAGGAGGAGCUCGCCAGGGUGGACACGAAGCAGCACCAUGUCAGACUCUGGAGAAGAGCAGAAGGCCGCUUUGCUCUGGAGAGAGCCUCGAUCAUCAGUCGCUGGACAUGGCUGCAGGCGCACAUAUCAGACCUGGAAUACCGCAUCCGCCAGCAGGCGGACAUCUACCGACACAUCCGUAUCAGCAAGGGUCCCGUGGAGCUGGAAGAUCCUGCCCCCUCUGCACUGCCUGUGGCUGAAAAGGCGGAGCCUCUGACUCCUCUCAUUUUCCAGAGUGGCACAAAGGCUCAGAUUGAAAGUGCCAUGAAGGACUUCAUUCCGAGCAGUGCGGCUGAGCUACCUGACGCUAAGACCUCUGUAGCCCUCGAUGGCGGCUGUUCUGCUGCACGUGUUCGGGCCCUGAUCAGAUGCAGACGUCGCCGCCUCGUCCAGCCCAGCAUGCUCCAGAACCUGGAUGGCAAGGUACAGUGUGAAGUGAACAUCUCUUGCAUGAUGUGUGGGAGCAAUCUCAUCCUUCCCAAAGCUGAACUACUGUUUGAACACCCUCUGCUGGAGAAAGCAUAUCUGCAGGACCCCAGCAUCCACCCAACACUGUCCCUGCCAUCAGACAUGCCACUCGGUGUGCAUCUGCAGAGGGCACUAAAGUCUCAUGGGCAGACUCGGCCCUUGGAGAAACUCAAGCCACUGAAAAAGCUCUUACUCAAACCCAAGUUCCCCUUACCUUUUUCCCCCUCCUCCUCAUCCACACUAUCCAAACAGAAGCUCAGACUGUCCAGCUCACACAUGGCUGCAGUCAGGUUGGCCCGCCACAAGGCCAGAUCGGACAGGUCGCGACGGCAGCAUGCUGAGGCCUGCCCACGUGUACCCAAGCUCAAUGCGCAUUCCAUGCUCAUGCCGUGUGGGACGGAACGGCCUCUGGACAGGACUAGCAGCCGGAAGAGGGCCAGAGAGGCCUUGCUGGAUGAGCCUGACUCUCCAAAGCUUCUGACCGAGGCGGGAAAUCCAUGUGGGUUUCAGCCCUCUGUCCAGCCUUCCACUCCUAGUUCCCUGAUCCGGACGCUGUCCCUGCCCGGAGACAGCACCACACCUAUGGCCGCUGGAAACCAGGCCAGCCCCUGCUCCAUGCCCGUUAGGAAGAAGAGAAACGAAAACUCAUUUGACAUUAAUAAUAUAGUCAUUCCCAUGUCUGUGGCGGCCACUACCAGGGUGGAGAAGCUCCAGUAUAAGGAGAUCAUCACACCAAGUUGGAGGGAGGUGGAUGUGUUUGCCAGGCCUCUCACUCAUGACGACGAGUACAUCAAGGUGGAGGACUUGUCCGAUGCAGCUUUUGCACAGCUGCAUCAGAGAUGUGAGGAGCAGGAGCGUCUUCGUUGGAGAUGGACGGCCCUCGCUCCGGCCAAGAGGAGAGGCAGCAGGUCUUACAAAUCCGUAGAUGGGAGGACGACCCCGUCCCUAGGCGGGACAAACCCGCCGUCGCCAGACAUGGGCCUGGCCCACACGCUACAGGACUACGGACCAAUUCUGUCGCCCCUCAGCCCGCCCAGCCCUGACACGCCAUGCUCACGUGAUGCCCACAUGCCCUCCUCCCGGGACUCACAGGCUCCACCCCCAAGAGACAUGCCCCAGCCGGCGGGUAGCGACGACACCCGUUGCUCCAGCCCAGAUGGCACCUAUGAGGAGAUGGUGCUGCCGUGGGAGCGAAGGAGCUUUCCUCUUUCAGAGGACCCAACGCUGGAGUCCAACACUGAGCUGAUUCACCGCCACAUGUUCCCCUCUGGCCUGCAGAGCAGCCACUGUGGAAUGGGGUCAGAAAGGGAAGCUUCCUCACCAUGACGAUGGUAUCCAGCAUGAAGCCCCGCCCACAUUCCAGGGAACAUAAAACCACACCCCUUCUGGCAUUAACCACCAAAAAAAGAACUUGUACUAAUACAAACCAAGAAAUAUUAAAGGACUUGUUGUUUGAUAUUCAAACAUCAGCCAAAUAUUUUCACAGUUUUUAGUGAAUAUUAAGGAAUGUAGAAGUCUAAAUCCGUCUCCUGAGACUCUUUUCUCACAGAAAAGAAGUUAAACACGGAAAAUAUCCUUAAAUAUUCUGAUAGUCAGUUAAACUAUGCUCUUGGUGUGGUAUUCUAACCUGUCAGGUAAAUACUUUGUAGCGCACUAUGUAGCAGACUUCUUGAAGGGGGCUUGGCCAAAGUAUAUUUCCCUGCUGACUAGUUUGUGUAUGCUUGUAUUGUGGAAUAACAACAACUGAAACCAGAUGAAAUAAUAGGUUUUCAUCAUUCAUUUCAAAUAAUGGACACAUCACAUCUUUGUUAUCCAAGAAAGCGUCUUUAACUAGAGGUAAAGCACUUAAUAGAAUGUCAGUAUGUAUUCACACAGAACUUUCAUCCCACCCACACAUUUUCAGUGUUUUUCACACUUAUGCUCAGACUUGUUCUCUAACAAUCCUCAGCUUAUGUCUGACAUAAUUGUAAGCCACCUUCCUCUGCCAUUGGGAGACAUUAGAAGUACAUCAUGUAGAGCAUUUGCAGCUAGGCUUUGGUAAUAAACUACACUGAAAGUGACCUGCUGACUUCAGUCCUGCAUGCACAUGAAUAAUUCCACAGUAUUUUCACAUCGCUUGCACAUCUUAAUUUAUGCAGAAGAGUUGCUAUCUUGUCAUGCCCUUUUACACUCAGGUUCUACAGUUUAACGUGCUCUGGUCUCUGGACCAUUGGAUAAAGCUUCUAUUAUUUCUGGUUCACUAUUCCUGUAUUAAAGGCAGUAAUUCUGACACCUGUAAAUUCUCACCCUACUGAACACCCUUCCCUAGAGUAACCACUGGCUAUGCAAAUUAACAUGGUUGUCAUUUCAUGUCCAUUAUUUCUUUGUUAUUCAAUUACAGUGCGUUUUAAUGUCUUUUUCGAUAGAUUUCACAGCAAGUUUAAUUGUUACAAAAGUUAAAUCAUUUGCAGGAAAAAAAGACUUGUGAAUAGUACCAUUAAAACAAGUCAAACAUUAAA
Molecule: messenger RNA, 4375 nt
Organism: Electrophorus electricus (electric eel)
Lineage: Eukaryota; Metazoa; Chordata; Actinopteri; Gymnotiformes; Gymnotidae
Gene: kansl1a
Product: KAT8 regulatory NSL complex subunit 1a
Cellular component (GO): NSL complex
Molecular function (GO): histone acetyltransferase binding
Source: RefSeq, a predicted model, not a curated record